Trichoderma citrinoviride is the source of this 1420-nucleotide messenger RNA. RefSeq lists its product as hypothetical. The annotation marks the transcript as partial. The transcript has 3 exons. NCBI's taxonomy places the organism in Eukaryota, Fungi, Ascomycota, Sordariomycetes, Hypocreales, Hypocreaceae. Gene Ontology annotation, molecular function: metalloendopeptidase activity; zinc ion binding. The record is from RefSeq and is a predicted model, not a curated record.
CGACGACCAUUAUGUUGAUGUCGACGGCAUUGGCCACGUCCACUUCAAGCAGACUGUCCACGGCAUCGACAUUGACAAUGCUGAUUUCAAAGUUAAUGUUGGACGAAAUGGCAGAGUCUUUUCCCACGGCAACAGCUUCUUCAGCGGCAAGCUCCCCGCCGAGAACCCCCUGACGAAGCGCGCCUUCUCCGAGCCCACCGAGGCCCUCAAGGGCGCCGUCGACAUCCUGGGUCUCCCUGUCAAGGCCGACAGCGCCACCGCCGAGCCCCAGGAGGGCACCGAGAAGUACGUCCUCAAGGGCACCUCGGGCGCCGUGAGCGACCCCGAGGCCCGCCUGGUGUACCUCGUCAAGGCGGACGGCACCCUCUCCCUGACGUGGCGCGUCGAGACGGACGUCGUCGACAACUGGCUGCUCACGUACGUCGACGCCGCGACCAACCGCGAGGUCCACGGCGUGGUCGACUACGUCGCCGACUUCGCCACCUUCGAGGUCUACCCCUUUGGCGUCAACGACCCGUCCGAGGGCGACCGCAAGACGCUCACCGACCCCUGGCGCAUCGACGCCUCGCCCUUCACCUGGCUCGGCGACGGCACGACCAACUACACCACCACCCGCGGCAACAACGCCAUCGCCCAGGUCAACCCCUCCGGCGGCAACGACUACCUCAACAAUUACCGCCCCAGCAGCCCUUCCCGGGCCUUCGAGUACCCUUUUUCCCUCAGCCAGACCACCCCCGCCGACUACCGCGACUUCUCCGUCACCCAGCUGUUUUUCACCGCCAACAAGUACCACGAUCUGCUCUACCUCCUCGGCUUCACCGAGGCCGCGGGCAACUUCCAGGUCAACAACAACGGCAAGGGCGGCAAGGGCAACGACUUUGUCAUCCUCAACGCCCAGGACGGCUCCGGCACCAACAAUGCCAACUUUGCGACCCCGGCCGACGGCAGCAGCGGCCGCAUGAGGAUGUACAUCUGGACCGCGUCAACGCCUCGCCGCGACGGAGCCCUGGAGGAGGGCAUUGUCAUUCACGAGUAUACCCACGGAUUGUCCACCCGUCUCACCGGCGGCCCCGCCAAUUCGGGCUGCCUCUCCGGCCUCGAGGCCGGCGGCAUGGGCGAAGGCUGGGGCGACUUCUACGCCACGGCCAUCCGCCUCAAGCCCUCCGACACCCACUCGACCAACUACCCCAUGGGCGCCUGGGCCGACAACAACCCGGCCGGCAUCCGCCAGUACCCGUACUCGACCAGCCUGACCACCAACCCGCUGACCUACAAGUCCGUCAACUCCCAGACCGAGGUCCACUCCGCCGGCACCACCUGGGCCACGAUCCUCUACGAGGUCCUCUGGGCCCUCAUCGACAAGCACGGCAAGAACGACGCCGACUUCCCCACGUUUGACAGCCAGGGCGUGCCCACCGAC